Messenger RNA from Theobroma umbraticum, 1161 nucleotides. RefSeq names its product thioredoxin-like protein AAED1, chloroplastic. Gene Ontology annotation, cellular component: chloroplast. NCBI's taxonomy places the organism in Eukaryota, Viridiplantae, Streptophyta, Magnoliopsida, Malvales, Malvaceae. The record is from RefSeq and is a predicted model, not a curated record.
CUUCUGCAAAAGGAAAAAAAAGGGUAGUAAAUUCCAAAAUCUAUGGCGACGGUCUCUUCACAAAUUCUUCUAUGUUGUUCAACUCCAAAAUCAAAAUUCCCGACAAUCAAUUCUUCCCCUUCUUGUUUCCUUACUCCAACGAAAGUUACCUAUAAACCCACCAAGCUGAUGACUUUUAACAGCAAAGGUAACUCCCGUUUCAUUACCAGAGCCGCUUCUUCCUUGGCCAAUGAAUUCACCGCCAACAUCGGCGAUGUGCUCGGCGACGUUAGCGUUUUCACUGCUGCGGGUCAACGCGUUUUCUUCAAAGACCUCUGGGACCAGAAAGAGGGAAUUGCGGUUGUUGCACUUUUGAGACAUUUCGGAUGCUUUUGCAGUUGGGAACUUGCUUCAACUCUGAGAGAAGCAAUGCCAAAAUUCGACUCAGCUGGUGUGAAACUAAUAGCAGUUGGUGUUGGUACUCCUGAUAAAGCUCGUAUCCUGGCAGAGCGGCUACCAUUUCCAAUGGACUACCUUUAUGCUGAUCCAGACCGUAAGGCAUAUGAUGUUUUAGGCUUAUACUAUGGUCUUGGGCGCACAUUCUUCAAUCCAGCGAGCGCAAAGUUGCUUUCAAGACUAGACAAAUUGCAGAAGGCUAUGGAAAACUAUACAAUGCAAGCCACUCCAGAUAAUAAAAGCAGUGUAUUACAACAGGGAGGGAUGUUUGUCUUCAAAGGAAAAGAAUUGCUGUAUGCACGAAAAGAUGAAGGGACGGGUGACCAUGCUCCUUUAGAUGACAUCUUUGACGUCUGCUGCAAUGGCCAGUCGCAUGAAGUCCUUCUGUAGUGUAGUAUCCAGUCAGUGAACACAAGCCUGCUUCAACUGUCAGCGUCUGCAGCAAAGUUCUGGUUGCAAUUUGGCAGCAAAAUAUUGCCUUAAAUAAUGUUUAAAAUCUAAUCAUUUGGUAUCUGAACUGGUUAGAUGAAUGCACUCUAAAUUAUGAACACUUAAUCAAAUAUAGAAAUAUAAAAGAUUUGUACUUAACAGUUAUUGAUUCUUGUAAUCUUUGAAAGAUGAUCAAUAAUUAAUUCACAAAUCCUCUCUUCAUCACCAAAAAAGAAAAAGGGAAAAAAUCUUUGUUGAAUUUUGGUGUGAUGAUCAGAUUGGGAUUUCAUUUGCUUA